CAGAGCACCUCGUUGAAACAGGUGGCGAUACCGAAGCGCCUGCUGGCAGCGUGACAGAUACUGGAGAUGGUUCGGACUUCCGUGGGUCACAUUGCUUUGGUGCGCUUUCUCUGGCUCUGCCCAGUUCUUACACAACCUCGUAUGUACGCAAACGUCCGCUCCAACUCGCGAUGCCUGCGUCGCAUUCACAGACUGUUUCCUGUUGCCACGGCAGCCAUGCCUCUAUGGCAUCGUUCCUCCCGUUCAUCAGGAACCAAUCUGUCGGCCAUCGAUGUAGGUAGUCUCCGAACCUUUAGCAUCCCUGCAAGUCCUAUGAAUGUGGAAGGCAGCAUUGAAGUAGACGCCGCACGCUCCGAGCCAGCUAUCGAUUCUCAGAAGCGGCAAUCUGUUGGGAUUUUUUGGGAUUUUGAAAAUGUUGGGCUGCCGGCAUCAAAUGUGAAAGCUUCGCCCAUUGUCCGCACUCUAUGCACGUUUGCACAAACUUACGGGACAGUGAAAGCCUUACGAGCGUAUAUGGAUAGUACUCUCCGAAAGAGUUCCGAAGGGGUCGCGUUCGGAGCGGCAUUGAGAGAACUUGGAAUUGAUCUCAUAGACUGUCCGCAUGCGGGCCGGAGGGAGGUGGUGGACAAAGGAAUCAUCACCGAUCUCUACGAAUUCGCACUCGACAAUUCGCCUCCUGCGACGAUCGUUCUGAUCUCCGGGGACUCGGGUUAUCUCGGUGCUGUGUCAAAAUUGAGUCUCAGAGGCUACAAGAUGAUCGUGGUCACUCCUGCGAAUACAAAGCAGACGUACAUGAUGUCGCAGACCACCGAAGUGUGGACAUGGCGAGAUGGGAUCGCUGAAAAUGUAUGCAAGUCGACUCCUGGCGAAUCCCUCCCAGGCAAAGUCGCGGCCCACGAGAAACUGAAGACUACUGAUGAGGUGAUUAAUGCAUUCAAGAUCGGUGAAAGCAAAGCUGCAAUCUCCCUCACAGAUAAGAAACGGAAGGCCAAGAUGGAACUUGAGACCAACGUGCCAUCUCAUUUUAGGCCUUUGGUCCAGAUUCUAAAGGAACGAAUGCAGAAAGGUUUCCCUGGGGUCGAGCGUUCGGAGUUGCAGUCAAUUAUCACGCAACAUUUUCCAAUGAUCUAUGCAGAGGCCGGCGUUCCAGGACUCAAGAAAUACAUCGCAAAAGCUCGGAAAGCGGGUGUUGUGUUGAAGAAAGACGGUGUUGUAUCUUUGACCCCUUGUCUGCGGUGAUUUUGUCUCGUCAUUAUGGAUGUUCUGACUUUGCAAUUGAAUAUGCAAGCGAUAGAUUUUUUUUAA
This is a messenger RNA of Laetiporus sulphureus 93-53, 1305 nucleotides long. RefSeq lists its product as uncharacterized. The record is from RefSeq and is a predicted model, not a curated record. Gene Ontology annotation, cellular component: peroxisome. Gene Ontology annotation, biological process: regulation of gene expression. The coding region runs from base 67 to 1239 and encodes 390 amino acids. Gene Ontology annotation, molecular function: RNA nuclease activity. The transcript is spliced from 6 exons. NCBI's taxonomy places the organism in Eukaryota, Fungi, Basidiomycota, Agaricomycetes, Polyporales, Laetiporaceae.